AUGGAAGAGAGCACAAUUGAUUGGGAUAAAGUAACAGCCAUGGAUAAUGAAACCCUUCUUCAGUUUGCAAACGAUCUAUAUGAAGCUCUUCAUCUCGAAUAAGCAAAAUCUGCCUAUUAGUUGUACCUCAAAAGAAACCAUAAAAAUAUUGAAGCCUUAGAUCAAUAUACAGAUUGCCUAGAAUAAAUGGGUCUGGUAGAAGAAUUACAACAAGCUCUCACUCCAUAUUUGAAUUAACAAGAUUUAAUCACUUCUUAUGAACAUUGUUACAAAUUGUUGUUUAAAUAUGCACAGACCCAAUAAGGCAAAUAAGCCAUUCAGAUAUAUGAGUAUGGAAUUUAGCUAGCUUUGCAGAGGAAUGCUUCUAAAAGGGAUAUUGGAGAUGCUUUCGCUGCCAUAGCUGAAGUUUAUUAAACUGAUUUAUUAUAAUUCAAAGAAUCAGAAUAAACUUGUGUCGAUGCAAUAAAUAAUGCUUUCAAAUACGAUCCACUGAAUUUAGAUGCAUUUCUCUAAUUGGCUAAUUUUCAUUUAAAUAAAGAAGACGAAGAGGCUGCCAAGAAAGACUUAAGGGUUAUCUACGAAAAGUUGGAACAUGAAAUGGAAGAAUAUGACGAAGACUUUAUACUUCAAGUUGGAAAAUUAUUAGUGGAAGUGGAAUUAUUUGAUUAAGCUAUUAAAAUAUUGAGAAUGCUGGUCGAUAGAAAUGCUGAAGAUCCAGAAAGCUUAUACAUGCUUGCUUUUGGGUUGUGGAAAGCAUAGAAAUAUGAAGAAAGCUUAAAAAUAGUCAAUGGGAUUCUUUAAUUGCCUGAUGCAAAGGAGGAUUAAGAAAUUUGGACAGCUACUUUAGAGUUAAAGGAUCAAUUAGAGAAAGAAACAUGGAUGGAUGUUGAAGAUGAGGAAGAAAAUGAAUUGUAAAAAUUGUAACAACUAGAAUGA
This is a messenger RNA of Paramecium tetraurelia, 936 nucleotides long. RefSeq lists its product as uncharacterized. The transcript has 4 exons. Gene Ontology annotation, molecular function: protein binding. The record is from RefSeq and is a predicted model, not a curated record. NCBI's taxonomy places the organism in Eukaryota, Ciliophora, Oligohymenophorea, Peniculida, Parameciidae.